AUGUCGGGUGGAAAUGAGGAAGCUCAGUUAGCUCAGUGUCAGGCUUACGUACAAAGGCAUAACAUACAGCAACUUGUCAAAGAAGCUAUUGUUGCCCUUUGCAUACAUAAGCCUGAAAACCCAGUUCUAUUUCUCAAAGACCACUUCGAUAAAAUUAACGAGCAGAGGAGUUCCAGUUACAUGGAAGAAACAAAGUCCACCUAUACUCAAGAGAAUGCUGAUGACGAUGAUAUCAUGAUUGAACCACCCAAAAGAACAGGAGGUAGAAGAACUGGUAUAUCCGCUGAGCCUAUUCGGGAAGAUGAUACUGAAUACAAGAAGGUUGUCAUUCCCAAGGAUGAGAUCACUCGCAAAGCUCUUGAAACGGCUAUGAAGAAAAAUCUUCUCUUCGCUCAUCUCGAGGUUGACGAAGCCCAGACUAUGUUCGAUGCUAUGUUCCCAGUUGAGAAAGUUUCUGGAGAAACCAUUAUUGAGCAAGGAGAAGAUGGAGAUAACUUCUAUGUCAUCGAUAAGGGGAUAGUUGAUGUUUUUGUAAACAAGGAGUAUGUUUUAACCAUCAAUGAAGGAGGAUCUUUCGGAGAACUUGCUCUUAUUUAUGGAACACCACGUGCCGCCACCGUCAUUGCCAAGACUGAUGUCAAGCUUUGGGCUAUUGACCGUCUCUCUUAUCGCCGUAUUUUGAUGGGAUCUGUUAUGAAGAAGAGAAAGAUGUACGACGAAUUCCUUUCUAAAGUCCAAAUUUUGGCUGAUCUCGACAAAUGGGAGCGAGCCAAUGUAGCUGAUGCUUUGGAACGGUGUGACUUCGAGCCUGGAGUUCACGUUGUUGAACAAGGACAGCCCGGGGACGAGUUCUUCAUUAUUCUCGAAGGAGAAGCCAAUGUUCUCCAGAAAAGAAGCGAUGAUGCUCCAUUCGAUGUUGUUGGUCACCUUUCCACCUCUGAUUACUUCGGGGAAAUCGCUCUUCUUUUGGAUCGCCCCCGUGCUGCUACCGUUGUUGCCAAAACUCAUCUCAAGUGCAUUAAGCUUGAUCGCGCUAGAUUUGAACGUGUAAUGGGACCAGUUCGCGAUAUUCUCAAGCGAGAUGUAGCCAAUUAUAAUUCCUAUGUAAAGUUGAUGACUUAA
This is a messenger RNA of Auanema sp. JU1783, 1122 nucleotides long. The record is from the annotation of a GenBank genome assembly. NCBI's taxonomy places the organism in Eukaryota, Metazoa, Nematoda, Chromadorea, Rhabditida, Rhabditidae.